AGGAAGGCAGAGUGUGCCGGGACGGUAAAGGAAAAGUGGAAGUUUGGAGCAAUGGCUGCCGCUUCUGAUUUCAAGACUGAUGUGGAUCUGGCAACCAGAGCAGCAGAAGGAUUUGUUAAUCUUUAUUAUGAAACCUUUGAUAAAAGGAGGAGGCAAUUGACCAAGUUGUACAUGGACACUGCUACAUUAGUCUGGAAUGGAAACCCAAUAUCUGGACAAGAGGCUCUGGUUGAAUUCUUUGACAUGUUGCCAUCCAGUGAAUUUCAAGUCAACAUGUUUGACUGUCAGCCUGUUCAUGAACAAGGGACUCAAGGACAGAAGACUGUACUGGUUGUUACUCAAGGCUCUGUGAAAUUUGAGGGAAAUAAACCUCGUUACUUCAACCAGAACUUUUUAUUGACUCUCCAUACUUUACCAUCUAACCGGCUGUGGAAGAUUGCCAGCGACUCUUUCCGCUUUCAGGACUGGGCCAGCUAA
This is a messenger RNA of Staurois parvus, 477 nucleotides long. NCBI's taxonomy places the organism in Eukaryota, Metazoa, Chordata, Amphibia, Anura, Ranidae. The record is from the annotation of a GenBank genome assembly.